UGCAUCCGACUGGUCAGUACUCGGCAUCGAGAUGAAGUGGUUUAGUUUGUUCCUGGUAUUCGGGAUCCUCGGGCUCAUCGGCAGCCUGGGCACCCUCACCAUGGCGGAGCCCGUUCCGGAGCCCAAGGGCCGUCCGCACACAACUCGACGUCCCCGGAACGACAAUGACAGCGAUCGCCGCUAGCAACCCGAGCGGAUGGAGGACAUGGGGGACAAGGAGAUGGAGGUGGACAGGCCUUCCCGCAGAUGCACCGAACCACAGCAGACACAGGAGGCACAUCGACUCUCGGUGAAGGUCAAAUGUUUUGGAGUUGAGAAAAUGCAAUAUGUUGAGGUCCUGCUCAUCUAGCGGGCGGGAUCUCCCCGAGCACAAUAAAGACGCGUGCGCUUACAACAGA
Molecule: messenger RNA, 398 nt
Organism: Drosophila biarmipes
Lineage: Eukaryota; Metazoa; Arthropoda; Insecta; Diptera; Drosophilidae
Exons: 1
Coding region: 32-184 (50 amino acids)
Source: RefSeq, a predicted model, not a curated record